Molecule: messenger RNA, 1272 nt
Organism: Rhododendron vialii
Lineage: Eukaryota; Viridiplantae; Streptophyta; Magnoliopsida; Ericales; Ericaceae
Exons: 5
Coding region: 146-865 (239 amino acids)
Source: RefSeq, a predicted model, not a curated record
UUCAUUUCCCCGCCUUUCCUUUCUACAAAACUUUAUUGGGGGAUGGGGCGUUGUUGGCGCCAAAGCUUCUGAACAGAAUCCAACACAAAAAGGCAAUUACCCUUAGAGAGAGAAAUUGUGACAAGGGAAAAGAGAGAGAAGGAAAAUGAGUUCGAAACAUCCUACACUCAGGGUUUUCGGCCAGAAAUCAAUUCCUUCCACAUUCCUCUUUCGAUCUUUGAAUCACAAACAGGCAAGUCAUUGUAAAGAGGAUGUGAAGAUUAACGCUCCCGGUAAAGGUUCGCGCGUUUCGCUCUCCGAUUUCCUCAACAAAAAGCUGCAUAAGAGUUCUGUUUUGCCAAAUUCAGUCAUGGGAAAGGAGAGGCCCUUCUUGUCCCCUGUGGGCAGUAGUGAAGAGAAUGAGUCUAAUCAAGGACUGAAUGGGCCAAAGAAAAAAGGAGAAACAGAAGUGAAAUCUGUUGUUGAUGUAGUUUUUGAACAGUUCAAGUGUACUAGGAAAGAGAAGGAAGAUGCUCUUAGAUCAUGUGAUGAUGGUGAGUUUGUAAGUUCUGGCACAGAUGCUAUGGAAAGACGAAGGAAAAGGAAAAGCCCAUUAGGAGGUGGAGAUGGGGAACAAUCUGCUCAAAAGAAUAUUGUAGUUCUCGGUGAAGGCCACCCAAAUCCCAUUCAUCCAACACCCACUUCGAAAGGCAAGGAUCUGAGUUUGGUACCAACCAAGAAGCCAAGACAUCAAUUUAAUCACUAUGCAAACGGGAGUGGCUGGUGGAACUGCGAUAUGGCAGGUGUGGAUAAUGAAGAAGUAGGAAGCAAUGAAGUUUGGGAAGGGGUCGGUUCUACCACGUUGGGGGGACUGGAAUGGAAUUGAUUGUAAAUAAUCUCUACAAGUACGCCGGGAUCCGAGGAUUCGGUUUCGCCUUUAUCUUUUUGCUGGGGUUAACCAAGUAUUCCUAUUAUGGGAACUGAUCUUUGCAGUGGACAUUCGUAAGUUUGUAUGGGGCACAUUUACCAGAAUCGAGACCAUGCAAAUCCUUGGUAACUAUUCUACGCCUUUAUUGCGGCUUGUUCAAGGCGAGUUUCGUUUGCCAAGUUCGUUGGUUCCAUGUUUUCAACUUCUGAAGUGUUUUACCUUUCCCGAGCCUGUAUUAAGACAAAUAAUCUACGUGAAGCAGCAUAUCAAAAGCCAAUUAAACUUUGUAUUUUUAGUGUUUGUCAGCACUCUUACUUUGGCCACUUGAAGUCCUGCAAUGAGAAUAUGGCCUUUGGAUUUUGCUA